AUGAUUCAUGACGGUACAUGCCGUCACAUGAAUGAAAUACCGGAAGGAUGGAAAACACACGAACCAGAUGACUGGAUUUAUUACCCUCAGCAAUUCGUCAAUAUAUCCUCUAGUGAGAUGUUCGUAUCUAUAGCUUCAGUGGGAGGAUGUUGUGCACCAAAUCGUCACAAGCCAGCCGCCACGAUUUAUCGAACAGAUGGUCAUGACUAUGAAGAAACGGGGAAUAAAAUUGUCGGUAUUGCUGCUAACCCCCUCCGGCAAACCAUUACUGUUGAAGGAUGGUACAUGAAACGUUUCGUUGACGAUCAUUCUAUGAACCUUACGCUGUUACCAACGAUUCAAGUUCCGGAUAAGCAGGCGGUCCUUUAUGGCAUAGUGAUGGAUCGUGCACUGAUCGUUACUUAUCAGUUUUUGGAUGCCAAUUAUCAGCUGAUCGGCAACUAUUCAAGUGGUGUUCUGCGCAAUAUGAUUGCCAUACCAGAUAUUACACUGCCCAAGAAUACCCGUCGCCUUUUAUGGUUCCCGCGCAUUCCCCGUAUGCUUCUCUUACAUUUAUGCGGGUUUAUAUUGACAAGUGUGCUGCAGUACAUGUCAAUGGCUAAUUUCGUGCUGAUACCACCUGUCCGGUUUCUUUGCCGACAACCUUCGCAUCCUAUACUCAUGUGCAUUUUUGUGAUGAUUGGUUCGUUCAUCUUUAGUCAAGCUUGGAACCUUAUCAAUUCUCAGUCCAGCAUGUUUCAUGAAUGGUUGCCAAGGGCCGCGAAAAUCAUAGGCUUUUACACUACCCUGGUACUAUUUAGCUUGCGCGCUGCCAUCGAUCUGCCCACGUUUGUCGUAUCGUAUGCUCGCGAUCUUCCGUUUCUGAUUGUCAAUACUCUGGCGUCAAUUCCUACCAUCCUUGCCAAUAUCACCGUUUUUGUUUACUUCUUGCUUGCGGCCAGAUCGACUGUGGAACAAUCUGAGGAAUCCGGUUGUGAUGAUGCGUUGGAUACGUCGAUUGUUUGGAGUUCACGAACUAGUUCGGUAAGGCUCCAGCCUAUAGAAUCAUACAAUGUACACCAUUUUAUAACCUUUUUCUUGUUUGCAAGUAUUCCGCUGCCAGUCAAGACCUCUUUAGCAUUACUUGUCUACUGUCUAAUGCAGCUGAUUCCCAUCCUGCUCACGCAAAUGGUGGGCGUAGGCGGCGUAGUUCCUACGCAUAUCUGUGCAUGGUCACCUUAUUUGACGCAACUACAGUAUCAUCAGGAUCCCAUGGCUUUUGCUAUCAAAUCAUUCAUGCUGAUGCAGAUUGCCGUGUAUAUUGCAACAUUGGGAGCCGGAGGAUGCAAAGUCAUUGUAACAGGAUUUACCGGUACUCUCUAUUUCAUGGUGGAGGUAUCCUUGAUUGGUACUGCUAUUGCCAUGGCUAUCGAACUCGAUAAAGCGCGAGAGUUCGUGCUACGGCAAGUGGGUUAUGGCGUGUUCUUUGCCAGUUUUUUUAUUGCCCUUAUUGUUCAAAUGAUUCAAAAACGUAUCACAAGUAUCAUAUUUCUUGAAAACCGCAAACGAUUCACUCUGCAGCAUCGCACACCAAUACUGCACUAUUGGUACUUUAUGAUGUUCACUUCCAUGACCCGCGCCCUCACCUCCUACAUCUUGCGGACGCUGAAGCUUAUUUUACGAUAUCCAUUGUUCAGCUUGCGUGUCGAUCGCAACGCUGAAACAUGGAGUGUGCGAAGAGGAGAUGGUGGUUUCACCGCUUAUUGUGGAAUGCUCUUAGCGGAACACGAGUACAAUAAUCCUAUCGUUUUGGUGUUCGUUGAAUGCCUCUUGAAGCAUAUCAAUCAAUCGCGUAAUACUCGGCAACUAGGAAGAUGCCGUUAUCACAUGAGUCGAUCGGAUUCGGAGCAGGCAGAAUGUGUCGACGUGACCCAUGAAACUUUGUUGAAAACACAGCACGCUGUUCCUUGCCGCAACGCACGAUCACAGCGAGCACGCACCCGAUGGAACCUGGCUUUGACCUUGAUCAACAACCCCAUGGUAAGUAUGAUCUAA
Radiomyces spectabilis is the source of this 2034-nucleotide messenger RNA. Its product is annotated as retinol binding protein receptor-domain-containing protein. The record is from RefSeq and is a predicted model, not a curated record. The transcript is spliced from 14 exons. NCBI's taxonomy places the organism in Eukaryota, Fungi, Mucoromycota, Mucoromycetes, Mucorales, Radiomycetaceae. Bases 1 to 2034 code for a protein of 677 amino acids. Gene Ontology annotation, molecular function: signaling receptor activity; retinol transmembrane transporter activity.